This is a messenger RNA of Uloborus diversus, 935 nucleotides long. RefSeq lists its product as uncharacterized. The record is from RefSeq and is a predicted model, not a curated record. Lineage: Eukaryota; Metazoa; Arthropoda; Arachnida; Araneae; Uloboridae. The transcript is spliced from 2 exons. The coding region runs from base 1 to 585 and encodes 194 amino acids.
AUGGCGGAUAGCGGCGUCGUUGUCCAAUCUCUCCGUGAGGAGGUGGUACCUGUCCACCACAAAAUGGACUGCGUGAGCGAGCGCAGCACCGCCUUCCCGGCAGACGACGCCCUCACCUGUUGCCUGGAAGAGGAGGAGCGGUGGCGGUGGCGCAAGCGGUUCCCGCCCGCAGAGAUCUGCGUGGUGGGAUCGACCGUGGGAGGGAUGCUUCUGGUGGCCGGAGGGGUGAUGCUCACCCUGCACUACACCCUGGAGCAAGAGGAGGGGCGCACCUCCGUCCUGGAGCACAUGCGGAUCGCAUCGGAUCUGCUGGGACUAGUCCUGGUGGCCGUAGCGGUCACCCUAUUCGUGGGCGCACUCCUGAUACGAGUAUUGUCCAGGGUCCUGGACGUCCUGGAGAUGGCGCAUCGCUACCGUGCGCACCGAGAACUGUGCGCCUACGAGGAGAUGCGCCAGAGCUUCCGCAGUCAGCAGGGGCUGUCGAGGAUCGACAACAGUGGUAGGUCGACUGCGGUGGACGCCACCAUGGGGCGCUACGCGACGCCGGAGAGGAAAGAGAAACUCGUCAUCAAUACCAUUGCUUGAAGCCUUCCCAACACCGUUACUUGAAGACAGUUGUCAUAUGAGGCAGUGAGAAGCAAAGGGAUGUAAGUGGAUAUUUUCAAGUUUUGAGUAAAACGGGCUUAAAGAUAAUUAUUAUUUUUUUCUAAAUCAUGUUGUACAGCAGCACCUAUCAGGGCUACCAGUACCAUCUCUUGCCCCAAGACAAAGGAGGGGUCCACCUACCAUUUGUACUGGUUAUCUUCAAAUUUUUAAUUUUGCCACUUGCGUCCCUUUGCAUCUCACUACCUCAUUAUCAUCUUCACCUUAAUGUCGGACAGAAACACUUUUUUAGACGAUCUCUUGUCUGGUUAUCUGAUGCUCAUAUUACCAGG